CUUGGAAAUACGUUACUUCUUCUCUUAUCACAGUAACAUAAUGGAAAAUUUAAUGCUUACCCUAAGUGGUUGGCCUCGUUCCUUUCAAACCCAUACCAUAUUUAUGUAGCAUCAAAUUCAACCAAUUAUCCAACCAAACUCAAUUUGCACCAUUUCUUUACACAAAAAAUAACCAAUUUGUUGUAUCAUAAUAAUGGAGAAGGGAAUCGGUGUUGAAUUAGCUACAAGGUCUUCUAUUGAAAUGAGAAAUUCAGUUGAUGAUGAUGAGGAUUUAGACUGCAAGGUUUCAUUUCUAAGGAUUGUGGAGACUUUCCUGCGGUUGUUCACUAUUGGUUUGUGUGUGACAGCUCUUGUUAUUAUGCUUAAGAAUUCUGAGGAAAAUGAGUAUGGUUCUGUUGCUUAUUCUGAUCUUGGUGCUUUCAGGUAUUUGGUGCAUGCCAAUGGCAUUUGUGCAGGAUAUUCACUAUUCUCAGUUGUCAUUGUUGUUAUGCCACGCCCUUCAACCAUGCCUAGAGCUUGGGCUUUCUUUUUGCUUGACCAGGUGUUAACCUACAUAAUCCUGGCUGCUGGAGCUGUAUUAUCAGAGGUUCUAUACCUUACUGAAAAGGGACUCCCUACAGCAGCAUGGAGUUCAGUUUGUGGAUCAUUUGGUUCAUUUUGUCACAAGAUCAAAGCAUCAUUAGCUAUCACAUUUGUUGCUGUGAUUUGCUAUAUUUUGCUUUCACUUAUUUCCUCUUAUAGGCUAUUUAGCAAAUAUGAUUCACCAUCAUCACAAGUCAACAACUCCAACAAGGACAUUGCUGCUUUCAAUGGUUGAUCCUCAAAUAUUUUGCUUGUAAUGUAAUGUGUACAUUAAUUAUGUCCAAGUGAUUUGGCUUAAAGUGCCUCUAAACUGAAUAGCUUUAACAGUGUGCUUUUGAAUGUCGGGUAACUCUGAGUGUAAUGAUCUAAACUUGUUUUUUUUC
Lathyrus oleraceus (garden pea) is the source of this 965-nucleotide messenger RNA. RefSeq names its product CASP-like protein 2A2. The transcript is spliced from 3 exons. The record is from RefSeq and is a predicted model, not a curated record. Lineage: Eukaryota; Viridiplantae; Streptophyta; Magnoliopsida; Fabales; Fabaceae. Bases 194 to 817 code for a protein of 207 amino acids.